AUGGCUGGUAUCAUUCUCCAUCAUUUUGCAGCCUCGCCGUUCGCUGAACGCAUUCGCCUCGUCUUCGGACUCAAAGGUUUAUCAUGGCAAGGAGUCGAUGCCGAGCUCGUGAUGCCGAAGCCUAAAUUGACCGCCUUGACCGGAGGCUACCGCAAGACUCCUGUAAUGCAAAUUGGGAACGACAUCUACUGUGAUUCACGGCUCAUUGCCUUGGAGCUUGAACGACGGUACCCAAACCCAACCGUUUUCCCGUACAACAGCCGAGCAUCGUGUAUGGCUCUCUCAGCCUGGACCGACUGCGAUUUCCACAUGACAACUUCCGCCCUAGCGAUAGGGGUGAACAAACACCUUAUGCUGCAGUCCUUAGUCGACGAUCGACGUUCCUUUUUUGGGAAUACCCUGGAUGUGGACGGUCUAGAAAAUGAUAUACCACACCUGCGCACUCAGUUGCGUGCUCAUCUUGACAUUGUUGACCAACAUUUCUCGGAUGGACGACACUUUUGGUUUGGGGACCAGCCCAGCAUGGCGGAUUUCCAAGUUUACACUAGCGUCUGGACCGUACGCACAAACCUUCCGUUCGCAGAGUCUGAAUUGUCACCGUUUCCUCAUGUGGUGUCUUGGGAGACGAGGAUGAAGAGGUUCGGGUGGGGUACAACGAGCGAGAUCACUGCGGAAGAUGCAAUCAAGCUCGCUCAGGCGUGUACGUCAACACCAGUAUUCGAUGUUGACGGUGCCGACGCUUUGGGCCUCCUCCCUGGCGCGCCGGUGGUGGUCACCCCAACGGACUAUGGAUGUGAGCCAGUUGAGGGACGACUAGUCAAGUUGACGGUCACCGAGGUUGCAAUCGAACGUCACGAUCCUGACGCAGGAACACUGACUGUGCAUUUCCCUCGCAUUGGAUUUAGGGUGUCCGCAACAUCGCAUUAGGCUAUCGAGUAAAGCAUGGCAGCUUUCUUCCUUGGGACGAUUUCGAUCCCAUUCCACGAGUCUGAUACGCCUUUGCCGGCACCGACCGACCAAUAAGGACAACAAUAAGCACGACAGUGCUACCAAGUAGGAACAAGGUAGGCCUGUAACAGAAUCUCUCCUCUAGAAUGAUAUGUACCAUCAUUGCCUCUUUCACA
Cladophialophora immunda is the source of this 1124-nucleotide messenger RNA. RefSeq lists its product as uncharacterized. The transcript has a single exon. The record is from RefSeq and is a predicted model, not a curated record. The coding region runs from base 1 to 927 and encodes 308 amino acids. NCBI's taxonomy places the organism in Eukaryota, Fungi, Ascomycota, Eurotiomycetes, Chaetothyriales, Herpotrichiellaceae.